Macrosteles quadrilineatus (aster leafhopper) is the source of this 1891-nucleotide messenger RNA. Its product is annotated as mitochondrial potassium channel-like. Bases 259 to 1239 code for a protein of 326 amino acids. The transcript is spliced from 5 exons. The record is from RefSeq and is a predicted model, not a curated record. NCBI's taxonomy places the organism in Eukaryota, Metazoa, Arthropoda, Insecta, Hemiptera, Cicadellidae.
CUGUAGCCUGUAGCAUGGUUAGUCUAGUGUGUGUGUCUUGUCAAAAUUUUGUUAUCAUUUAUCAAAUUGUCAUAGGUUAGAUGGAUACUGAACUAUGUUUUAUCCUACAUUACAAAAUUUAACUAACGUAGUAUUCUGUUAUGUGUUUUAAGUACAGUUAGUACUGUUAGAGGAUUUAACUUGUUUGAUAGUAAUACUACCAUUACAGUAAAUUGUUUUUAGGUUAGCUUUAGAGACAGAAUUUAAUCGCCGAAGGUUAUGUCGAAAAUUUUUAAUAUUUGUCUUGUGCCCGUUAAUUUAUUACAGUGCAGCAGAUCUGUUAUGCUAUCGAAGAAUGCUUCAAGAGUGGUUAUUUCUUCGAGAAGAUCAGAAAACGGGGCAAUACAAUUCACUAAGGUUGACAAGUGUCAUAUACAAUCAUUUUCUAGUCAUAACAUUGCAUUGAAUCAUAGUAGUAACUUUUUAAAACAGAAAAUUGAUGAAUUGGUUGGAAAGUAUGAAGAAAUUACUGGUAUGGAUGAGGUUAGAAUAGCCCAAAAUAGAGUUAUCGAAGCACAGGACAAGUUUGUACUGGCUCAAGAAAAGAGGAGAGAAUUGGUAAAGCAGCUGACCGAUAUUCAGAAUAAACUCAAAGAGGUGCAUGCAGAGUUGGAUGCUUCAACACGAGGAGAAGAGAGGUACUUGAACCUCAUAACAAAAGAACACCAUUUGCUAAAAGAAGAGAGGAGAUUAAAUACAGAGUUUAAUUUAAGUGAGAGAGAAGAGAGAGAAUGUUUUACAUUUUUAUCAUCUGCUGUCAAAGAAAGCCACGAGAAGGAGCGAGCCCAAGCAGAGAGAACCAAAUAUUGGUCUGUGAUCGGCUCCAUUGUGGGCACAGUCAUUGGGGUUGUCGGUUCCUCAAUAAACAACGAGUUCAAGAUGAGGGAACUACGUAAGCUGGUUGUCCAGACAGUAUCACACACCCAAAGAUCAUCGGAAGUUGAUGAAAUGGCUGCCAAUAUUUUAACGAGGCAUGAAGAACAGCUGUCCCAAAUUGUAAUGGAAAUAAAAAAUAUCAGCAAAGAGAGAGGAAAUUCAUUUUCAAGACUUCUUCACCAUGUUGACCAUUCAAGUGGUGACGAUACACUGGCCCAUGUGCAGGUACUCUUAGAGCAACAGCGACAAGAGACGAGGAUUGCGAUGACUAUUGCCGUAGUUGUUAUACCAAUUGUUGUGUUUUUUGUCAAUAAGAUAUUAUGAGUUUAUAUAUCUGUCAAAUUUUAAGACCAUCUAGUAUUUUAUUAUAGAAUUUGUACAGCUAAAAAAUUGUGAUAAAUACUGCUUUUAUUUAGAUUCGACCCCGUUGUGGUUUAAAGUGUUUAAACCAAUACAGCUGUCCCUCAUACAGAUUUUUGCUGCUUUGAAAUAUUUUUGUGUGUGGCAUUUUGCAUACUAAUUAAGACACUGCUUACCAUCCAAUGCGAUUGUUAAUUCACAGGCACAACUGAUGUUUUUGACUUGACUACACACAAUGGUAAUCUCAGGAACAACCGUACCAAUGAAUUAACAAUUAUGCUUUUAUUUUAGCAAAUCCACUUAAUUUUUGAAGGUUUUGGUAAUGUCCUUGAUUUUGUAUCUCGUUAAUUAUAUAUUCUCUAGAACAUUUGUUACAAUGAAUCACUAACCCCUGAUAAUUGCCUCAGAUUAUUGUGAAUGUGACAAAAUACUUUGCUAAACGCAAUAACUGAUUCAGUUGCUGAAACAACUUUUCAAAUUUAUCUCUACUCCUAAUUCAUAAAUCACUACUGGACUGCAUUUUACUGGGGUUUUUAAGUUUCUCCAAUUAUAUUUCUUUUUAAAAUAAUAUUUUUUUAUUAUAUUUUCAUGCUGUGUAUUGGAGUCUUUGAUUAAA